AUGACCACGACCGCCCUAUCAUCCCACAGCCCGCUCGGUGGCGGAUCCCUCCACCAGCAACACCUCACCAACAACAAUAACAAUAGUGAUAACAACAACGGUGAUCAUUUAUCUCAGGUGACCAAGUCGAACGCGUCAAUUGCCGCCGCAGCAGCGGCCGCCAUGUACAUAGAUCCCGCUCGCUAUCAGCAGCACCAUACGCAUUUGAACGCGCACUUGAAUCCCCAUCUCAACCCCCAUCUGAAUUCACACCACCUGAACCCCCAUCACCCGCAUUUGCAUCACACAAGCGAUCAACAACAUCAAUCGCACCCGCAUCCGCCACCUACGCAACAUCUAAAUCUCAAUCCCCAUGUUGUCCAUCAUCAUCACCAGCAGCAACAGCAACAGCAGCAGCUUCACGCCCGAAGACUGUUCCACGAGUGGACCCUGCAAUUCGGCGCCACCGGACCCUCCAGCGUGCGUCACUUCAACAGUUUUAGUGGUGAAUAA
Hermetia illucens (black soldier fly) is the source of this 492-nucleotide messenger RNA. Its product is annotated as developmental regulatory protein wetA-like. The coding region runs from base 1 to 492 and encodes 163 amino acids. Lineage: Eukaryota; Metazoa; Arthropoda; Insecta; Diptera; Stratiomyidae. The record is from RefSeq and is a predicted model, not a curated record. The transcript has a single exon.